AUGAGACCAAUAAAGUUAAUGGGACAUGAGCGUUCAUUGACUCAAGUCAAAUAUAAUAGAGAAGGAGAUUUAUUAUUUUCUGUAGCAAAAGAUAAUGCAGCAUCAAUUUGGUAUUCAUCAAAUGGUGAAAGAUUAGGAACUUUAGAAGGACAUCAAGGUGUAAUUUGGUCUAUUGAUGUUGAUCCAGAAACUAAUUUAUGUGUUACAGGUGGAGGUGAUUUAGUAGUAAAAUUAUGGAAAGUUAGUAACGGAGAAUGUGUAUAUACAUGGGAAAGUCCAUCACCAGUAAGAAGAGUAUCAUUUUCACCAGAUGGUAAAAAAUUAUUAGCUAUUGCAGAUCAAGUUAUGGGUCAUAUAGGUACAAUUUCAAUAUAUGAUAUAAAUCGUGAAAAUCCCAAAGAACAAAACAAUGAACCAUCAUUAAUAAUAGAAACUCAAGAAGAUGGAUCAAAAGCAAAUGUUGCAGGAUGGACACAAGAUGGUAAAUAUAUAAUUUCAGGUAAUGACGAUGGUACAGUAUCCAAAUUUGAUGCAACUACAGGAGAAUUAUUACAAACUUUACAAGCUCAUGGUAUACAUAAUGAAGAGAAAAAUAUUAGUUUGACAGAUAUUCAAUUUGCACCAGAAGAUAGAUCAUAUUUUAUAACAUCAUCAAAAGAUAAGUGUGCAGUAAUAAUUGAUGUUGAUACAUUUGAAAUAUUAAAAGUAUUUAAAGCAGAUGCACCAAUGAAUACAGCAGCAAUAACACCAGUAAAAGAUUUUGUCAUAUUGGGAGGUGGUCAAGAAGCAAGAAAUGUUACUACAACAGCAGAAUCUCAAGGUAAAUUCGAAGCAAGAUUUUAUCAUAAAAUAUUUGAAGAAGAAAUUGGACGUGUAAAAGGACAUUUUGGUCCUUUAAAUACUAUCGCAGUACACCCAGAUGGUACAGGUUAUAGUAGUGGAGGAGAAGAUGGUUUUAUUAGAGUUCAUACAUUUGACAAAUCUUAUAACGAAUUUCUUUUUGAUGCAGAAAGAAAUGAAAAAGCAACAGCAGCUGGGACUAUUUAA
This is a messenger RNA of Lodderomyces jiufengensis, 1047 nucleotides long. RefSeq names its product translation initiation factor eIF3 subunit i (gene TIF34). The record is from RefSeq and is a predicted model, not a curated record. Bases 1 to 1047 code for a protein of 348 amino acids. Lineage: Eukaryota; Fungi; Ascomycota; Pichiomycetes; Serinales; Debaryomycetaceae. Gene Ontology annotation, molecular function: translation initiation factor activity; RNA binding; protein binding. The transcript has a single exon. Gene Ontology annotation, biological process: cytoplasmic translational initiation. Gene Ontology annotation, cellular component: cytoplasm; eukaryotic translation initiation factor 3 complex, eIF3m.